GAGGAUGAGCGAGAAGGGUCGUUGUCAAAGGUGGAAGUCUACCCUUACCUCUCAACCCAAAGUUCUGGGGAUCUUUUAUCGCGCUGUUCAGUUAUCAAGUUCCGACUCAUACCAACUUCAGCUGAAAACAAUGUUAGUCGAGUUGACACUCUCAACAUGGACAUUAGCACCUCAUCGGUUGCUUCGCUAGACUUGGCACUGGACUGGUAUAAAAGCUGUUUCAAUUCUCACAAUCAAUGUCAAAUACCUUUGAACGAGGACACGGAUUGGAGACCGACACGACUCGUCGACAUCGGGCUUAAGCAUGGGGACAUGUGGCAUCUUCGUACUUGUUCUUCAUUACCACCAGGGCCAGUGAAGUACAUGACUCUUAGCUAUCGGUGGGGAUCAACAAGUAGCCUAAGACUUCUCCAAGGCAAUAUUGACAUGCUACAUCAAGGACUUCCCAUAUCACAGCUUCCAAAGACCUUUCAGGAUGCAGUUUCAAUUGCUCGGCACUUCUCUAUUCGGUACUUGUGGAUAGAUGCGCUCUGCAUCAUACAGGACUUCAGUACUGAUUGGUCCAGUGAAGCACCUACGAUGCGAUAUGUCUACAGCCAUUCAACGUGCAAUAUUGCAGCAACAGCCGCGAUUGACCAAGAUAGUGGGCUAUUCAGGCAAAGAAACAAGGAGGAACAUUUGCCUCGCACGAUUACAGCGCCCUCUGGAGCUUUGAAACACCUAGGGGAGUCGUUUGUGCUGUUCGACAAAGAAUACUGGAAUCGACAGUUAGCACAAGGAACUCUUCAUAACCGUGGUUGGGUCUUCCAAGAGUGUUUGCUCGCUCCUCGUGUCCUCUACUUCACGGGGAAUCAAAUCAUGUGGGAAUGCUUCCAAGAGACCAAAUGUGAACGCUUUCUACGUGGGAUCCCCUACCAUGAGGGCUUAAAAAAUCUCACCAUUCUAUGGGAUUCUCUGGAUGGGCGGAAGGAAAGCAAACGGGACGCAGGCGCAGGAAACAUGACUUUACAAAUUCAAAAUUUAUGGAACCACCUUCUUGAAAGCUAUUCGUCCCGUGCCUUGACACGCAGCGAAGAUAGGCUCCCCGCCUUAGCAGGAGUCGCCCGGCUCUUUGCGGACACUACAGGCGAUGAAUAUCUCUGCGGGCUCUGGCGGUCGAAGCUGAUCGAGCAACUACUUUGGCGCGUUCCACGACCGACGCUAAGGGCCCCAACACAGCUUGGUGUACCAUCAUGGUCCUGGGCC
Messenger RNA from Lindgomyces ingoldianus, 1245 nucleotides. Its product is annotated as HET-domain-containing protein. The annotation marks the transcript as partial. Lineage: Eukaryota; Fungi; Ascomycota; Dothideomycetes; Pleosporales; Lindgomycetaceae. The record is from RefSeq and is a predicted model, not a curated record. The transcript has 2 exons.